CAUACAUCUCCUCGUUCCUAUAACUCCCGGCCUCCGUGGAAAUAGGGAGGAAGGGCCAACCAAUUCAAUGCAUGCUCCGUCCCAGUCCUAUAAAUGUCCCCCGCCUCUCGCCCCAAAUUCCAGCUUUCUGCAACUUCCUUUCUAGAUAUGGCCUCCCGACUUCUUUCCACCACCCCCAUGUCUGCCAAUAACUUCACCGUCCCCGCCCUCGGCUUCUCCCACAGCGUGCUUCCUUUCCGCGUCCCACUCUCUCCGCCGCCAGUCACCGCCGUUUCCUUGGGAACCUCACUCUCCUCUGCUCCUGUUUCCAUCCGGUGUUCCUCCCUUUCCGCCCCAUCCACUGUUGGUGAUGUUGAAAGGAAGUUUGUUGAGGCUUCAAAACAUGGAAAUUUGUUUCCUCUCUAUCAAUGCAUAUUCUCUGACCAGCUUACCCCUGUUCUUGCAUACCAGUGUUUGGUUAAGGAAGAUGACCGGGAGGCUCCGAGCUUUCUUUUUGAAUCCGUAGAGCCUAAUGUCCAAGUAACUGUUGGGCGCUAUAGUGUUGUUGGAGCUCAACCCGCCAUGGAAGUUGUUGCAAAGGAAAAUAAAGUUACAAUAACAGACCAUGAAUUCGGGCACAUGACUGAGGAAAUUGUUGAUGAUCCUUUCUCUAUUCCUAAAAGAAUAGCAACGGGUUGGAAACCCUGUCUCACUGAUAAGCUUCCGGAUGCAUUCAAUGGUGGCUGGGUGGUAUAUUGUUCAUAUGACACAGUUCGCUACGUUGAAAAGAAAAAGCUACCAUUUUCAAAGGCUCCAGAGGACGACAGAAACCUUCCAGACAUGCAUCUGGCCCUCUAUGAGGAUGUGGUCGUGUUCGAUCAUGUGGAGAAGAAAGCAUACGUGAUUCAUUGGGUGAGGCUGGAUCGAUACUCCUCAGUCGAGGAUGCUUACAAAGAUGGGAUGGAACGGCUGGAAAAGUUAGUGUCAAGACUAAAGGAUAUUGAGCCCCCAAGGCUAUCUCCAGGCUAUGUGAAUUUGCAGACUCGACGUUUUGGUCCUCCUUUAAAGAAGUCGAGCAUGACAAGCGAAGAAUACAAGGCGGCAGUCCUCAAGGCAAAAGAACAUAUUGAGGCAGGGGAUAUUUUCCAGAUCGUAUUGAGUCAACGUUUUGAGCGCAGAACAUUUGCUGAUCCUUUUGAGAUAUAUAGAGCACUGAGAAUAGUCAAUCCGAGUCCAUAUAUGGCUUAUUUGCAGGCCCGAGGAUGUAUUCUAGCUGCUUCAAGUCCUGAAAUUCUUACUCGAGUAAAGAAGAAUAAGAUAGUGAAUCGUCCAUUGGCUGGGACAGUUAAGAGGGGGCAGACUUUAGAAGAAGAUAAAAAGUUAGAGGUGGAACUUCUGAGCGAUGAAAAGCAAUGCGCAGAACAUAUCAUGCUGGUUGAUUUAGGACGCAAUGACGUUGGCAAGGUCUCAAAACAUGGUUCCGUGAAAGUGGAAAAGCUUAUGAAUGUGGAACGGUAUUCCCAUGUCAUGCACAUGAGCUCAACGGUCACGGGCGAGUUGCCAGACCAUUUGACAGGAUGGGAUGUCCUACGUGCUGCAUUACCUGUUGGAACUGUUAGCGGAGCACCAAAGGUGAAGGCCAUGGAGCUGAUAGAUGAGAUGGAGGUGGUAAGGCGUGGUCCUUACAGUGGAGGCUUUGGGUGGAUCUCUUUCGCUGGGGACAUGGACAUUGCACUAGCUCUCAGGACAAUGGUAUUUCAAACAGGAACUAGAUACGACACCAUUUACUCGUAUAAAGGCAAGAACCAGCGCAAGGAAUGGGUCGCUCAUCUUCAAGCUGGUGCUGGUAUCGUGGCUGACAGUGUGCCUGAGAGUGAGCACCAAGAGUGUCAGAACAAAGCUGCCGGUCUUGCUCGCGCCAUUGACUUGGCUGAGUCUGCUUUUGUGGAUAAAUAAGAUCUAAGAAACUAUUUUGUAUUUACCAUUUACUAGUGUUUUAAUUAAUUCGACAUCGUCGUAAUUGUUCCGCGUCCCAUCGGCUUUUCCGCAAGUUAAAUUGCAGCUUCAGAGAACGAAUCAAC
This is a messenger RNA of Prosopis cineraria, 2060 nucleotides long. RefSeq names its product anthranilate synthase alpha subunit 1, chloroplastic-like. Bases 94 to 1935 code for a protein of 613 amino acids. NCBI's taxonomy places the organism in Eukaryota, Viridiplantae, Streptophyta, Magnoliopsida, Fabales, Fabaceae. Gene Ontology annotation, biological process: L-tryptophan biosynthetic process. Gene Ontology annotation, molecular function: anthranilate synthase activity. The record is from RefSeq and is a predicted model, not a curated record. The transcript is spliced from 11 exons.